This is a messenger RNA of Mastomys coucha (southern multimammate mouse), 3436 nucleotides long. It is a transcript of the gene Itga2b, whose product is annotated as integrin subunit alpha 2b. The transcript is spliced from 30 exons. Bases 178 to 3288 code for a protein of 1036 amino acids. NCBI's taxonomy places the organism in Eukaryota, Metazoa, Chordata, Mammalia, Rodentia, Muridae. The record is from RefSeq and is a predicted model, not a curated record. Gene Ontology annotation, cellular component: integrin complex; external side of plasma membrane. Gene Ontology annotation, molecular function: integrin binding. Gene Ontology annotation, biological process: cell adhesion mediated by integrin; integrin-mediated signaling pathway; angiogenesis.
ACCCUCCCCCUUCCCUGUAGUCCUAGAGCCUAUGUGGUCUAGAGGCUGUUGCCCUCUGCCAUGCCUGCUGUUCAGCCAUGAGUUCCAGGCUGAUAAGCUGAAACUUCCGGUGGUUUGAACUUGAGGGAAAGGGAAAGAAGCUGGCCCAUUCCUGUCGGACUUUUGGGGAGAAGGAAGAUGGCCAGAACUUCAUGCGCAUGGCAUACCCUGUGGCUUCUGCAGUGGACACCACUGUUCUUGGGACCUAGUGCUGCUCCUCCAGCCUGGGCCUUGAACCUGGACUCUGUGAAGUUCUCCGUCUAUGCUGGCCCCAAUGGCAGCCACUUUGGCUUCUCAGUGGACUUUCAUAAGGACAACCAUGGGAGUGUAUCCAUCGUGGUGGGCGCCCCCAGGGCCCUAAACGCAAGUCAAGAGGAGACUGGAGGCGUGUUCCUGUGCCCCUGGAAGGCCAAUGGCGGCAAGUGCAACUCGUUGCUCUUCGACCUCAGGGAUGAGACCCGAAACCUAGGCUUCCAAACUUUCCAAACCUUCAAGACUGGGCAAGGACUUGGGGCAUCGGUCAUCAGCUGGAAUGACGUCAUUGUGGCCUGUGCCCCCUGGCAGCACUGGAAUGUCCUGGAAAAGCACGAGGAGGCAGAAAAGACCCCGGUAGGAGGCUGCUUCGUGGCUCAGCUCCAAAGCGGGGGCCGCGCAGAGUACUCGCCCUGUCGCGACAACACCAUGAGCUCCGUUUACGCAGAAAGUUUUCGCGGAGACAAGCGAUACUGUGAAGCAGGCUUCAGCCUGGCAGUGACCCAGGCGGGGGAGCUAGUGCUUGGGGCCCCUGGAGGCUACUUUUUUUUAGGUCUCCUGGCUCGCGUUCCGAUUGCAAAUAUCAUCUCUAGCUACCGCCCGGGUACCCUUUUGUGGCAUGUUCCCAACCAGCGCUUCACCUACGACAACAGCAACCCAGUGUUUUUCGACGGUUACCGGGGAUAUUCGGUAGCCGUGGGCGAGUUCGAUGGGGAUCUGAGCACUACAGAGUACGUAUCCGGUGCCCCCACUUGGAGCUGGACCUUGGGAGCGGUGGAAAUUUUGGACUCCUACUACCAGCCCCUGCAUCGACUGCAUGGAGAACAGAUGGCUUCAUAUUUUGGGCAUUCGGUGGCAGUCACUGACGUCAAUGGGGACGGGAGGCAUGACCUACUGGUGGGGGCUCCAUUGUACAUGGAGAGCAGGGCAGACCGAAAGCUGGCAGAGGUGGGCCGAGUAUAUUUGUUUCUGCAGCCUAAGGGCCCUCAAGCUCUGAGCACACCCACUCUCCUGCUGACUGGCACUCAGCUCUAUGGGAGGUUUGGAUCUGCCAUUGCACCUCUGGGUGACCUCAACCGAGACGGCUAUAAUGAUGUUGCUGUGGCUGCCCCCUAUGGGGGUCCCAGUGGUCAGGGCCAAGUGCUGAUAUUCCUGGGCCAGAGUGAAGGGCUGAGUCCACGUCCCUCCCAGGUCCUGGACAGCCCCUUCGCCACAGGCUCUGGCUUUGGCUUCUCCCUUCGUGGUGCUAUAGACAUUGAUGACAACGGAUACCCAGACCUGAUUGUGGGAGCAUAUGGGGCUAGCAAGGUGGCUGUCUACAGAGCUCAGCCUGUGGUGAUGGUCACUGUCCAUCUGAUGGUUCAAGACUCCCUGAAUCCCACCCUGAAGAACUGUGUCCUGGAACAGACCAAGACACCAGUCAGCUGCUUCAACGUCCAGAUGUGCGUGGGAGCCACGGGACACAACAUUCCUCAGAAGCUGAACCUAAAGGCGGAACUGCAGCUGGACCUACAGAAGCCCCGUCAGGGCCGCCGGGUGCUCCUGCUGGCUUCUCAGCAGGCAAGCCUCACCCUGAGCCUGGACCUGGGCGGAAGAAACAGACCCAUCUGCCACACCACUGAGGCCUUCCUUCGAGAUGAGGCGGACUUCCGGGACAAGCUGAGCCCAAUUGUGCUAAGCCUCAACGUGACGCUGCCCCCAGGAGAGACUGGAGAAGCCCCUGCGGUGGUAUUGCAUGGAGAAACCCAUGUCCAGGAGCAGACGCGGAUCAUCCUGGAUUGUGGGGAAGACGACCUUUGCGUGCCGCAACUCCGGCUUACAGCUACUGCGGGGGACUCCCCACUCCUAAUUGGCGCUGACAAUGUGUUGGAGCUGAAGAUUGAAGCAGCCAAUGAUGGUGAGGGGGCCUAUGAGGCGGAGCUGGCCGUUCACCUGCCUCCAGGUGCCCACUACAUGCGGGCUCUCAGCAACAUUGAGGGCUUUGAGAGGCUCGUCUGCACUCAGAAGAAGGAGAAUGAGUCCAGGGUAGCCCUCUGUGAGCUGGGCAACCCCAUGAAAAAGGACACCCGGAUAGGAAUCACGAUGUUGGUGAGUGUGGAGAACCUAGAGGAAGCUGGAGAGUCCGUAUCCUUCCAGCUGCAGAUCAGGAGCAAGAACAGCCAGAAUCCAAACAGUAAGGCCCUGCUGUUGCCUGUGGCAGUCCAAGCUGAAGCCAUAGUGGAGCUCCGAGGGAAUUCCUUCCCUGCCUCCCUGGUGGUGGCAGCAGAAGAAGGUGACAAGGAGCAGGAUGACUUGGACAGCUGGGUCUCCAGGGUGGAACACACCUAUGAGCUCCACAACAAUGGCCCUGGCACUGUGAAUGGCCUUAGACUCCGCAUCCACCUUCCUGGCCAGUCCCAGCCCUCGGACCUGCUCUACAUCCUGGAUGUGCAGCCGCAGGGGGGCCUCCUUUGCUCCACACAGCCAUCCCCCAAGCUCCUCAAGGUGGACCCGAAGCUACCCACUCCCAGCCCUUCUUCCAUUCGCUCUGUCCAUCACAAUCGGGAGCGCAGACAGGCAUUCCUGCAGGGGCCCAAGCCAGGGCAGCAGGAUCCAGUUCUGGUGAGCUGCGACGGCUUGGCGCCCUGUACCGUGGUGGAGUGUGAGCUGCGGGAGAUGGUGCGCGGGCAGCGGGCCAUGGUCACGGUGCAGGCCAUGCUGGGGCUGUCCAGCCUCCGCCAGAGGCCGCAGGAGCAGUUUGUGCUGCAGUCGCACGCCUGGUUCAACGUCUCCUCCCUACCUUACUCGGUGCCGGUGGUCAGCUUGCCCAGCGGGCAAGCUCUGGUGCAGACACAGCUGCUUCGGGCCUUGGAGGAGAGAGCCAUUCCUGUCUGGUGGGUGCUGGUGGGCGUGCUGGGCGGUCUGCUGCUGCUGACCCUGCUAGUUUUGGCCAUGUGGAAGGCUGGCUUCUUCAAGCGGAAUCGACCGCCUCUGGAGGAAGAUGAAGAGGAAGAAUGACAGCAGAGCAGGGGCGGGGGCCGGUGGGAAGGCUGAGUGCCGGCUUCCUGUUUCUGUUGCCUCUGCUCAGAACUUCCAUGGGGUCUUUCCUUCGCAGCUAACUGGAUGCAUCUCUUUUCCUACUGCCUAAUAAAGAGCCUGACACAGA